Messenger RNA from Brassicogethes aeneus, 256 nucleotides. The record is from the annotation of a GenBank genome assembly. Lineage: Eukaryota; Metazoa; Arthropoda; Insecta; Coleoptera; Nitidulidae.
CUACGAACAGUUAAAAACGUUACAAUUGGUGUCAGGAGUGCGGUUAAUGUGAAACUUCGCGAAAAUGGUUUCGUUAAUGGACCUAAGAGUGGCGGACCUUAAGAGGGAGCUAGAAGAAAGGGAAUGUGAUACAACUGGGAAAAAGAAUGUGUUGCAGCAGCGGCUUCGAGAAGCGUUGGAGCAGGAAGGUGAAAAUCCAGAUACGUGUUUAUUUGAAGGCCAUGUAAUAUGCAUUUAAUGUUGCAAAAUUAAAACG